GCCUUCCCGAGCCACUCCCCUUUGUAUGUUUGUACAAUCUCUCAGAGAUUUCAGUAAUAAGCUAGCUAGCUACGCUGUAAGAUGAAUACCAAGGCACCUAAGAGCUCUGGAAAUUUCGUGAUUGCCAAAGGUGCAGUAGUGUGCGCUGAAGCACAGCUGACAGGAGAUGUCACUAUCGGCACCCAAACAGUCGUUCACCCCAGUGCCAAGAUACUAGCUGAAGGAGGUCCUAUUAUCAUCGGAGAGGGUAACCUUAUACAGGAGGAAGUUACCAUUAUCAAUAGAAAACCUGAGAAUGGUGAAGAAGCGACUCCACUUAUCAUUGGAAGGGGAAAUGUAUUUGAAGUGAAAUCCCACUGCGAGAGCAAGUGUGUUGGUGACUUCAACACAUUGGAAGCAAAGAGUUUCGUUGGUCCGAGAGUGACGGUGACUGAGCAGUGUGUAAUAGGGGCGGGGUGUACAGUGGAUUCCAUGGAAACGAUCUCUCCGAACACGGUCAUGUACGGGUCAAAGUGCACCCGAUAUAUAAAGACCAUUCCUGCCCACGCGUCGAAUCAGCAACAGUUGGAAUAUCUCAUCAAAGUACUGCCUAACUAUCACCACUUGACAAAAUCUACUAGUUAAUCAGUGACUUUUGUGUCAUUAUUAUUGUAGUUUAUUAAUUAAUGACUGUUAAUAAUUAUGAUAA
Messenger RNA from Halichondria panicea, 688 nucleotides. RefSeq names its product dynactin subunit 6-like. Lineage: Eukaryota; Metazoa; Porifera; Demospongiae; Suberitida; Halichondriidae. Gene Ontology annotation, biological process: mitotic spindle organization. Gene Ontology annotation, cellular component: dynactin complex. The coding region runs from base 82 to 624 and encodes 180 amino acids. Gene Ontology annotation, molecular function: dynein complex binding. The record is from RefSeq and is a predicted model, not a curated record. The transcript is spliced from 6 exons.